Messenger RNA from Balaenoptera ricei (Rice's whale), 2020 nucleotides. RefSeq names its product kynurenine/alpha-aminoadipate aminotransferase, mitochondrial-like. Lineage: Eukaryota; Metazoa; Chordata; Mammalia; Artiodactyla; Balaenopteridae. Gene Ontology annotation, biological process: biosynthetic process. The record is from RefSeq and is a predicted model, not a curated record. Gene Ontology annotation, molecular function: pyridoxal phosphate binding; L-kynurenine:2-oxoglutarate transaminase activity. Bases 275 to 1552 code for a protein of 425 amino acids. The transcript has 13 exons.
GGGAGGUACCAAAGGGAGUGAGGCCGGAGGGGCCCGCAUCCUAACCUGCCCGUGGACUUUGCCAGUCCCGCUACGCGCCAGGCCGGACCCUAACCAGGCUCUCGCGCAGCCACCAGCCGGGCCUUCGGCGGCCUCUCCUGGCUCCGCGCGCCGGACCACACGCGGGGGACAGCAGAGGCGGCCUUGCAGGGGUUAGGGGGCAGGACUGACGCGGAUCCUUGGUUUUCCCAGUCUUCAGCCACCUGAGGCGGGGCUUGCCGCUUGGAAUCCGAGAAUGAAUUACACACGGUUCAUCACGGCUGCGAGCGCGGCCAGGAAGCCUUCUGCCAUUCGAGUCAUGACUGAGAUACUGGGCAAGUCAUCGAAAUCUGUCCUCUCCCUGGCGACUGGAGCACCAAACCCCAACACGUUCCCUUUCAAGACUGCGGUUAUCACCAUAGACAACGGAGAGACCAUCCAAUUUGAUGAAGAGAUGAUGAAGAGAGCACUGCAGUAUUCUCAGAGUGCUGGACUCCCAGAGCUGUUAUCCUGGCUGAAACAGUUACAAGUAAAAUUGCAUAAUCCUCCCACCAUCCAUUAUCCACCCAGCCAAGGACAAAUGGACAUGUGUGUCACAUGUGGCAGCCAAGAAGGUCUCUGUAAGGUAUUUGAAAUGAUCGUUAAUCCUGGAGAUAAUAUCCUCGUAAAUGAACCUAUUUAUUCAGGAACAAUUCAUGCUCUGCAACCUCUGGGCUGCAACAUGAUUAAUGUUUCCAGUGAUGAGCACGGGAUUAUUCCAGACUCCCUCAGAGAAAUACUUUCCAGAUGGAAACCAGAAGAUUCAAAGAACCCCGAGAAAAACACCCCCAAAUUUCUUUAUACUGUCCCAAAUGGCAACAACCCUGCCGGGAACUCAUUAACAACUAACCGCAAAAAGGAAAUCUAUGAGCUCGCAAGAAAAUAUGACUUCCUCAUCAUAGAAGACGAUCCUUACUAUUUUAUGCAGUUCAACAAGCCCUGGGCACCGACUUUUCUCUCCAUGGACGUUGAUGGGCGUGUCAUCCGAGCUGACUCCUUUUCCAAAGUCCUGUCCUCUGGGUUGCGAAUAGGGUUUAUAACUGGUCCAAAGCCCUUGAUCGAGAGAAUUGUUUUACACACAGAAGUUUCAACAGUGCACACCAGCACUUUCACCCAGCUCCUGGUAUCGCAGCUUCUCCACCAAUGGGGAGAAGAGGGCUUCCUGGCUCAUGUAGAGAGGAUUAUUGAUUUCUAUAGAAAGCAAAGGGAUGCAUUAUUGGCAGCCGCAGACAAGUGGUUAAGUGGUUUGGCAGAAUGGCAUGUUCCUACUGCUGGAAUGUUUUUAUGGGUUAAAAUUAAGGGCCUUCAUGAUGUAAGAAAACUGAUCGAAGAGAAAGCCUUUAAGAAAGAGAUAUUCAUGCUUCCUGGAUAUAACUUCUACCUUGAUAGUUCAGCUCCUUGCCCCUACUUCAGAGCAUCUUUCUCUUUAGCUUCUCCAGAGCAGAUGGACAUGGCCUUCCAGGGAUUAGCCCAAUUUAUAAAGGAAUCUUUAUGAAGAAAUCGAGCUCUUCAUAGCACUCACGGUUUUCAGAUAAAUUAUUUCUAUGUUUUAGCAGGAAGAAAUGAUUGUUGGUGUUAGACUUACAGAUUGGGUUUCACCAAACACGUCAUAUCUGUAGUAAUUUAACUAGACAACUUUUAAAGUGCCCUUGAACCCAUCAGAUUGCCAAAAUAUAUUUAUAAUCCACCUGUACAUGUUGAUAAAUUUUCAACCCCCGAAAAGUAUUUUUAUCCUGGAUUUUCUUGUAAAGAUUUUUGUAGUUGCUUUUUCAUUUCCCAUAAAUUUUCUUUGAAAAUAACAUUUUUACAGUAAAUUAUGUGUAAGCAAACAAUCAUGUUCAAAAUGGUAUGUAAUGUGAACUUUUCCUAUUUUGAAGAAAAUGUAAUGAGAGCUUGUUGCAAAAAUUGUUAGAAUUUGACUGUUAUACAUAAUUUUUAGUAAGAGUAUCACAGACAUUAUGUU